AUGGAGAAUCCUGCGGCCCAGCAACCUUUCCUACGUCUAGUCGAAGCAAAUAUAGUGUUAAUGUGCCGGCCCGACACAUACACUGCAGCUGUAAACCAUUUGCAAAACCAUUGUUUGCAGCAUAAUAAGGAGGUUCUCGACAAGCUCGAUCUUGAAAGCGGUAUUCACAAACAAUAUCAAGACCAGGUUUCACUAUGGCGUGCCCACCUAGCUCGGGAGAGUACGGAUGCUUCUGCAGAGAUUAUUUUUCCAAAUCAGUCUUUCGGUAACUUUAAUGGCGGGGCUACUGGGCUUUAUAAUGGAACCGUUAAUUUCAUUCAGGGACCACCGGAUCCUACACUUCCUAGGGCGAAGAGGACGAGUUAUUGGGAGGGGUUACGAGCGAAACAUCACGAUAUCCAUGGAAUCUGUCUCGUCAUACCUUCUAGCGACGAAGCAAGACAUUUGAAUGCUAAGGUAAGCGAUUGGAUUCAGUGGUGUGAUAAUUUCCAUCAACAGACACUGUUUCAGCUUUUCUUCCAGCAAACAGAGCUUUAUAUAACCCACUUGAACCCAAUUACAACCUACGACGCCAAUUUCUCGCGCAAAAAUUGGUUAGGAAGGGGUAUACGGCAGUUCCAUCUGGGAAGCCAACAAGGAACUAUCUGCUUCCUCAAGACCGUAACCGUCGAUUUGCCUCCGAAAGAUCAUUCUUUCGGCGACAAUCAUAUAAAACCCGGCCAAGAAGAUACGGAAGACCUAUAUCAAGAUGAUGCUACUCCCCCAAUAUUGAAAAAAGCCCGUUUGUCGAGUCUCAAUAAAGUACUUGUGAUAGCUGUAUUCGAAAUGCGCGAGCUUCUUCAAACGGAAUAUUUAAAAACAGCGAAACAAUACCGCGCCAUUGAGGACUCGGUUCAAAGAAUAGAGAAUGAGAUAAGGAUGUUUGAGCUUUCUCUGCUACAGAAAGAGGAUGAGAGGGCUUACCUUACAACUCCGAAAAAGCUCGAACUUAUGAAAGAUAUCUCACAGAGAUAUCAGAGGAGUUUCGAAUUCAAUAUUAAAGCUGAAUCCCACAUUAGAUAUUUUGACCUGGACCCUCCUGAAGUAAUAGGGAAAUGGGACCCCAUACACCCACCGACAGUUGAUCCCAUUAAUCCGAAGCGCUUUAUUGGAAAACUUACAGAUACCGAAGCUUUACCCUUUAUAAACUCUAGACUACUACGGGAUACUGAUAUACAAGGUUCAGACUGGUUUACACUGCGCCUUUUCGGUUACCGCCACGAAAUUCAUGCAAAAGAAGUUCGUAUCAUAGAGAACGAAAUCCAGCAAAUUCGAAAAAAACUUCAGAAUACGACAAGACUCCUAGAAAGUCAUACAGAGCAGCAGAGAAACGUAUAUAAAUCGAACGAGACACAAAAGGAAAUGUUGUCUAUUUGUCGAAAAGAUAUUCAAAGGCUUGACCAUACUGAGCAGCUGGAUUGGGAUUUUGACAAAGUCCGACAGUAUUUGGCAGAGUCUAGUAUCCGUGAGAUAUCAUCAGAAUACGGGUUGAAAAGUCGCAUCCCGAAAGAAAUUUCUCCAGUCGACUUCCAAAUACCUAAAAUCAAAGCUAUGGGCGUCGACAUUUUCAAAAUCUUAUCCGGAAAGUCGGGGGAACAACUCAUUCAUAUUUUGGAGACUUUCGUCCCGAGACUAAAAAGCUACGAGGACAGUAUUCAACAAUCGUUUGGUGCUACAAUGUCAACGGGGUUUAUGAAGGUCAAACUUGGGGUUCCUACUAUUUUCGAACAAGAAAAGAUUUGGGGCGAGGAUGAGGACGAAGAUGACGAGUGGUCGGAAACUCGAUCUCAGUUACGAUCAAACUCUGAAGACUACCUGUCUCCAGGGUCCGGUGCAUUUUCGAAACCGACUGAGACCGCUACAAAAAACCAUGAGGAAGACUAUACAAACCUCUUAAGAAAAGCCGUUGACGUUAAAAAAAUCCUCAAAGACAAAUGGAAUACGAGCUUAGAGCUUAGCGAGACUUUUCGCACACCCUUUUUCGAAGCUAUGACAAAUUUCUAUGAGGGAAUGGACACCCUACUUUCUCAGGAAAUACGGGAACUAUUUAUAUUAGAUACAAAAGCUUUCAAGGAUGGUGAAGCCGUUCAUGAGAGUGACUUUCUUGAGAUUGGAACAUACGCAAAUCUUCUCCAUCAUGCAGCCGCUCUCCAAGCGAUAUCUGAUUUCUUAUAA
Molecule: messenger RNA, 2214 nt
Organism: Orbilia oligospora ATCC 24927
Lineage: Eukaryota; Fungi; Ascomycota; Orbiliomycetes; Orbiliales; Orbiliaceae
Exons: 2
Coding region: 1-2214 (737 amino acids)
Source: RefSeq, a predicted model, not a curated record